UUGGCUAGAAGAACGAAGACGAGCUAAAAGAAGCGUGGCGCUUCAUUUCAGUUCUGAGAGAAUGAUUGACGUGAGGAGGGGCGGGGCCAGAAAUGAUGUCAAUCAUGUUAUGUUGACGUACAGACUCGCGGUCUCAUCACACGCGACGCCGCUGCUCCAGGUGAACGCUGAACGCAGAGUGCUGAGGACAACGUAAACAAGUCUCGUUUAGAUUGUGUGUGUCCAUGCAUGUGUGAGGUGUUCUGGGGUCAGGAUGGACGUGGAGGAGACCGAUGCAGGUCAGAUGGAGACAGUGGCCCCAGAAGAAGAGCCACCAGCUCCCAAACGCAGCAGAGGACGACCUCGCAAACAACCACAGGAGCCUGUUGAGCCCUCAGCUCCUAAGAGGCCGAGAGGAAGACCAAGAGGCAGUAAAAAUAAAGGCCAGCGGGUCACAGCUAAACUUGAGCCACUGAGAGAACGAAGACCUCGAGGUAGACCACGAAAAUGGCCUCAGAAGACCAUUCCUCAGGAAGAACAGCAGACUGGUGAAGGGGCGGAGUCAACAGAAGACCCGCCCACUCAGACUCCGCCUGCUGCGUUGACAUCACAGGAGAGCGACUAGAACUACCUCACUGAUGAUGACUUUGAUACUUCAUCAGGGGUAACUCUCCAUCUAAUCUGCCUUCAUGUACACUGUAAAAAAUGAAAACGUGCCAGUGC
Rhinichthys klamathensis goyatoka is the source of this 702-nucleotide messenger RNA. Its product is annotated as high mobility group AT-hook 2b. The record is from RefSeq and is a predicted model, not a curated record. Bases 254 to 604 code for a protein of 116 amino acids. Gene Ontology annotation, biological process: regulation of DNA-templated transcription. Gene Ontology annotation, molecular function: transcription coregulator activity; DNA binding. NCBI's taxonomy places the organism in Eukaryota, Metazoa, Chordata, Actinopteri, Cypriniformes, Leuciscidae. The transcript is spliced from 6 exons. Gene Ontology annotation, cellular component: chromatin; nucleus.